AUGGAUGGAGUUCGAACGUCUCUUCUGCGACAUAUGCAAUGCUGGCAUAGCCAUUGCCAAAGCAGGUACUCAAGCACAGUGACAAGCUGUCUUCCUCGAAAGAUAAAAGAUAUAUUUGACGACGGAAAGGCGGAACCGCUGCAAACACGUCAGCUCAACAGGAUUCUCUCAUUCGUUCGGGAAUCGCGACCACACUCAAGCCAGCGGUCUGCGCUGAUCAAAUGCUUACACAGAAGAAAAGCACACAAGGACGUAGUCCUGGUGGCAAAGUCUGCGCUUUUUGAUUUUAACCAUAAUCUUCAACCGGACGUUUCAGCAUACGAGCUCAAGAAGUACUUCAGUUCGCUUCUGUCAAUAGGAAAGAGCAUACAAAUGGAACAGGCUAUGUUUCAACUUAUAAAGCAGUUCUCGCUGACUAACAAGAGCAUGGUCACGAAUGUCAUAAAUGCGACAUUUGUUCAAUCAACUACCACAGAAAGUGUGUCUCAAGCGUUACUGACCUGGGUUCGAUUUAACAACUACCUGCAUGGGCAUGCGGACUUCACGAAUUACGAGCAAUACAAAUAUAUCUUGAAGACACUUCUAUUCUUCUUAAGGGCAGAAAAACCGGAACCACAUGUUUUAGCGGAAACUUUGAAUUUCGUGAAUUCUACGCAAGGGCCACUCAUCACUUCUCAAUUCGCAUCCACUCUAAUUUACUUGUCUUGCUACAACAGAGACUUUUCCGUUACAGAAAGUCUGUGGAACUACAAGCGAGAGAAAGAGUAUCCUAUCAUAAAAUCCGACUUAACUUCUAUUUGCAAAGCGUACGCUCAUUUUGAGAAGUUCGAACAAAUUCAGGCGGCGUGGUCGGAGUUCCCGGAUGCGCAAGACGACGCCCAGUUCGACUACCUGUUGAUAGCUCACGCUAAGCUACAAGACUGGGGGAACCUUCAAAACCAAUUCAAUGCCCUUUUUGGGAUAGGAGACCUUCCGAGUAUCAAUCACUAUGGUAUUGUGAUGUUUUCGAUUGCACAUUUGGGGGAAAGAGAAAUGGUUGAAAAAUUGUAUAAUCAGCUUCUCCGAAGAAAAAUGAUUCCAACGCUACCAGUUUUGCAAUCAUUGCUACAAGUGUGUUACAAGACGGGUGAUAUGAAUGGUUGUUUCCAACACUUUGAGCUCUUCAAGAAGUAUGGUAUUAAACCAACGCCGUCCACCUGCAACAUCAUGCUGCGUAUUUUUAGAAACCUGAGCGACAUUGACGGCUCUCUGAGGUUUCUAAAGAGAAUGACUGAAAAUGGUAUCGAGGUGUCCGAGAAACAUUUUUCAACGAUCAUCAACACAUGCGCGAAAACCACCAACUAUGCAAUUGCAGGGGAACUUUUUCAGGUAAUGAAAGAUCAUUAUGAUAUAAAACCCACGGGCUCCUCAGUGGCAGCCUUAAUGCAUGUGUACAUUAAGAGCGACCUCCCGCAAGAGGCAUUGAAGGUAUUCAAAGAGUAUCGAUACACCAAAGCGCCGUUAGAAUCUGAAAUAUCCAUUUACAACAAAGCUGUGGAGGCCUACAUGCGUAUGAAUCGUAGCGAUAUGUCCGAAAAGAUAUUUGAGCAAAUACUUUCAAAGAACUUGCCAGCCGAUUCUGAAUUUUACCGUGUCAUGAUCAAACAUUCGGCACUCUACAUGAAAGACUUCGAAACAGCGGAAAACAUCUUGACCCAGUUACUCUCACAUUCUAAGUUGAAGGCGACUCCUACGCAUUUUGAAGCAUUAAUGGGAGCUUACGAUAAAUACUCCAAUCGUCGUGGCGUUUUAGAUCUUUAUCAAAGGAUGUUGGAAAACAACGUGCCAGUGAAUUCAAAAGUUUUGUUUUACCUGAUCAAAGCUACCUUUAAAACAAGGCUAAGAUCAAGGGAAAAUUUGGAUGAGGCCAUCAGUCUUGUUGAUGACAUUAUGAGUCAAGCCGCAAACAGAACCCUUGAUAUUACGUUCGAAAAAUUGCAUCCAUCUGUUAUGGCAUGGCCUAUGAGAGCAGCUGCUAAAUACCACAGUCCUCUUAGGGCCCUCGAGCUCAUGAACAAAUAUAAUGAUAUGUUCUUCGACAAGACCGAUUCUGCUGAAAGCCGGCUUGUUGUGAUAAGAAGCUUAAUGGUCCUUUCAGCAGAGGUUCACCAGUGGGACGAUUUUCAAAAAUUCUUUGAGAGAUACAUGAACCGUAUUCAGUACUACCAGAAUUUGCCUUCAGCAACAGUUCGAAACAGAAACUUUGCAUCACUUUUAAGAGGAGUACUGACUUACAAAAUAAAGCAUCUUGUGGCAACCAAUCGCGCUACUGAGAUACCGGCUUUACUGGAGGAUGUUUCAGCCAAGAAUUUCGUCAUAGACAAUGAGGCUUGGAAUGAAGCGAUCACUAGCAUGUUUGCGGACAUGCGAACUAUUGGGAAAGGGCUACAAGCUGUCGAUACAAAGUUAAUUCAUGGUUUCAACUUAAUCCACAAGUACAGAUUGUUGAGAAAUAAAGCUGCCUCGAACACAUCUACGGAUAGAGGCUCUUGGUUUUUGGAGAAAAAGAGGCAAGCCCCUUCAUCAUACCAGCCCAAGUUGUACCUCAAAUCAAACGUCCUGGAAAAAACAUUUGAGUCAAUGGACAACUAUUUGAGCACGAUUAGCAACGUUGAGUCAGAGCUCAAAGACCUUACAUCGCGCUUCAAGUACUAUAUGAAAAGGUACCUGAUGCACCCAAGAAACAAAAUACCUGGGUGGAAUGAGAUAGAGGUGAAACACGCUGCAUACUUCCAAAAAUUGCGAGACUCUAAAAGGGCCAUCAGCCCUGAGGAGCUCUCAUUUUAG
Molecule: messenger RNA, 2826 nt
Organism: Lachancea thermotolerans CBS 6340
Lineage: Eukaryota; Fungi; Ascomycota; Saccharomycetes; Saccharomycetales; Saccharomycetaceae
Gene: PET309
Product: Pet309p
Exons: 1
Coding region: 1-2826 (941 amino acids)
Molecular function (GO): protein binding
Source: RefSeq, a predicted model, not a curated record